Molecule: messenger RNA, 3330 nt
Organism: Moesziomyces antarcticus
Lineage: Eukaryota; Fungi; Basidiomycota; Ustilaginomycetes; Ustilaginales; Ustilaginaceae
Product: H /K ATPase alpha subunit
Exons: 1
Coding region: 1-3330 (1109 amino acids)
Biological process (GO): potassium ion import across plasma membrane; intracellular sodium ion homeostasis; sodium ion export across plasma membrane
Cellular component (GO): membrane
Molecular function (GO): P-type sodium:potassium-exchanging transporter activity; ATP binding; ATP hydrolysis activity
Source: RefSeq, a predicted model, not a curated record
AUGGGCAUGCUAUCGCGAUCGUCCAGCUCGGCGUCGUCCGCAGAGAAGGGCGAGGUGGAACCUGCUCCUGCGCCGCGCAUGGCCAAGUUCGCCACGUCGCGCAGUACGCGCUUUGACGAGUCCGCCACCACCCAACGGCGUCUGGAGCGCACGCACUCGAUCGCCGCCUCGCUGCGCGCACCCUCACGCAUCGACCCCACCGCCAAAGUGCCCGUCGAGUUCCGCACGCUCUCCAUCCAGCUCUCCCACGGCGGUCUCGCCGACCCUACGCACAAGAGCGACCGAAAGGCCGUCAAGGAGCUCGCCGAUCUCGACUGGCACAAGCUCAGCGUCGACGAGGUGCUCUCGCGCACCGCCACCUCGGCACAAUCCGGUCUCGACCCAGACCAGGUAGAGAGAAGGCUCAAGCAGUACGGCAAGAACGUCAUGUCCAAACCCCCGCGUAGGCUGCUCCGCAAGAUCGCAGGCUACAUCUUUGGCGGAUUCGGUUCGCUGCUCAUCGUCUGCUCCAUCCUUGCCUUCGUCGCCUGGAAGCCUCUCGGCGAACCCAACCCGCAGACGUCCAACCUUGCACUUGCAGUGGUGCUGCUCGUCGUCGUCGUCAUCCAGGCCGUCUUCAACGCGUGGCAGGAUUUCAGCACGAGCCGCAUCAUGGAUUCCAUCGUAGGCAUGCUCCCCGACGCAGUCACCGCCAUCCGCAACGGCGCACAUGCCAGCAUCGAGGCACACGACCUUGUCCAGGGCGAUAUCGUCGUAGUGUCGCUCGGAAACAAGAUCGCCGCCGAUCUUAGGUUGAUCGCCUGCUCCGAGGCAAAGUUCGACCGCAGCGUAGUGACCGGCGAGGCCGAGGCGAUUGCAGGUACGGUCGACAUGUCCGAUGACAACUACCUCGAGACGCGCAACAUUGCGCUUGCCGGUACUAGCUGUGUUUCCGGUUCGGCCAUCGGUGUUGUUGUGGCCACGGGCGACAACACCGUCUUUGGCAGAAUCGCUGCCAUGACCAACCGACCCAAGGCGGGUCUCACGACGCUCGAGCGCGAGGUACGAUUCUUCGUCACCACCAUCGCUGCCAUCGCCAUGGCGCUCGCCGUCAUCUGCGUCAUCAUCUGGGCAGCCUACCUGCGCCCCAAGCAUCCCGAGUUCAUGUCCGUCUCGGCACUCCUCGUCAACGUCGUCUCCAUCCUGGUCGCAUUCAUCCCCGAGGGUCUGCCCGUUGCUGUCACGCUCUCGCUCACCGUCAUCGCCAAGAAGAUGUCCAACGCCAAGAUCCUGUGUAAGCAGCUGUCUACGUGCGAGACGCUCGGUUCCGUAUCCGUCCUCUGCUCCGACAAGACGGGCACGCUCACUUCGAACCGCAUGACUGCCACCUCGGUCGGCGUGCUCGGCUUCGAAAGCACCCCCGCCGAUGCACGCGAUCACGUCAACACCGGCGCUCCUGUCGGACACGCCUUCCAGCAGCUCCAAUUCGUAGGCGCCGUAUGCAACGCAGCUGUGUUCGACGCAGCCACCAUGUCGCUCCCCGUCGACGAGAGGAAGGUGUACGGAGACGCCACCGACUCGGCCGUGCUCAAGAUGGCUGAACUCAUCAAGCCCGUCGCCGACACCAACAGGCCGUGGGAUACAGAGUACAAGCUCAGCUUCAACUCCAAGAACAAGUUUAUGCUCCAGCUCGUCGGCCUGCGUGCCGAGGCUACCGCCGACGCAGUUGAGGCUCGCAAGCUGGUGGGCUCCGUCAUGUCGACCGGCGAGGCUGCCGCGUUCGAUGCCGAGAACGACAAGAUCCUGCUCGCCAAGGGUGGCCCCGAUGUGCUGCUCAAACGUGCUGUUUUCGCCAUGGACGCUGCCGGCCAGGUGGUGCCGAUGACCGACGAGGUUCGCGACUCGAUUGUUGCCAUGCAGUCCACGUGGUCGUCGCGCGGACAGCGAUGUCUGCUGCUCGCUCGCAAGAUCAUCCGUGCCGGCGAGCUCGAAGCCUCGAUCCCGCUCGAGGAUGCCGUGAUGGCCGCCAACACCCAGCUCACCGUGGUGGGUCUGGUCGGAAUCGUCGACCCGCCGCGACCCGAGAUCCCCUCGGUGGUCGCCACGUGUCGCGGCGCGGGCAUCCGCUUCUUCAUGGUGACGGGCGACUUUCAGCUCACCGCCGAGGCGAUUGCGCGCCAGUGCGGCAUUGUGACCGCCGAGAAAGUAAAGCGCUUCGACGAUCUGCACUCGGUGGAGCUGCCCGUGUACAACACGCAGGCGGACAAUGCCGAUCGUCCACAAAACGCGCUCUCGCUCUCCGGCCCCGAUCUGAUGCGCAUGGAAGAGUCGGACUGGGAGCAGAUUUGCCGGUAUGACGAGAUCGUCUUUUCGCGCACCACGCCCGAGCAGAAGCUGCGCAUCGUCAAGGAGUUCCAGGCGCGCGGCGAGUGCGUCGGCAUGACGGGCGACGGCGUCAACGACGCACCCAGCCUCAAGCAGGCCGACAUUGGCAUUGCCAUGGGCGGUGGUUCGGCCGUCGCCAUGGAGGCGGCCGAUAUGGUGCUGCUCGACAGCUUCUCGUCGAUCGUCGAUGCGCUGCUCUACGGCAGGCUGGUCUUUGUCAACCUCAAAAAGACCAUCGGCUACCUGCUUCCCGCAGGCUCGAUCGCCGAGCUGUGGGCGGUGCUGCUGUCUUUCUUCUUUGGGCUGCCGCAGAUCCUGAGCAAUCUGCAGAUGAUCUUUGUGUGCGUGGGUACCGAUGCCAUCUCGUCGCUCAGCCUGGUGCAUGAGCAGCCCGAAGCGAACCUGCUCCAGCGCAAGCCCCGCGACAUCAAGAAGGACCGUCUGGCGGAUUGGAGGCUGCUGGCACACGCCUAUCUGUUUGUGGGCAUGCCGCUCACCGUGAUCAGCUGCGCCAUGGCGUUCUGGUACAUGCAGCGCAACGGCGUCGCCUUCUCCGACAUGUGGCUCACCUAUGGCGCCGGCAAGGUGCAGACCUCGAACCCGACGCUGUUCAACGAGGUGCUCUACCGCGCCAAUGCGGUGUACUUUUUCAACCUCGUCAUUCAGCAGUGGUUCAACCUGCUCGGCUGGCGCACCCAGAGCCGUAGCAUCGUCCAGCAGCCUCCCAUCGGCAAGAAGAGCACCCAGAACCUGUACCUCCUGCCCGCCAUGGCUCUCUCGCUGCUCAUCGCCGUGUUCCUCAGCUACAUCCCGGCGCUCCAGCGCGUCUUCCUCACGCGCGGCGUCGAGGUCGAGCACUACUUCCUCCCCGUCGCUUUCGGUGUGGGCAUGCUGGUGCUCGAGGAGCUGAGGAAGCUGGCUGUGCGCCACUUCCCCCGGUCUUUCCUCGCGUACGUUGCCUGGUAG